AUGUCUACAAUAGCUUUGCAACAAUUUGUUGCAAAUCUGAAAUCGCGCUACGAACACGUUCGGUACAAAGCAGUAAACGACCUAGCCUUGUACGUGAAAAGUGAACUUAGGGAAGCCACUGCAGAUGAAAUUAAUAACUUUUUAGAUGAAUUUAACCAUCAUAUCUUUGAAAUGGUAUCUAGUAAUGAUGUCAACGAGAAAAAAGGAGGAAUUCUUGCCAUAGUUUGUCUGAUUAGCACCGAUGUGGGAAAUAUGACUUCAAGAAUCAGUAGAUUCGCUAAUUAUCUUAGAAAUUUGCUUCCAUCUAAUGAUGUAGGAGUAAUGGAAUUAGUUGCAAAAGCCAUGGGGCAUUUAGCCAUAGUCUCUGGUUCCAAAGCAUCUGAGUAUGUUGAAUUUGAAGUUAAAAGGGCCUUUGAAUGGCUCCAAGAAGACAAAGCAGAUGGCAAAAGACAUGCUGCAGUGUUGGUAUUGAAAGAGUUGGCAAUUACAAUGCCAACAUAUUUUUAUCAGCAAGUGUCUCAAUUUUUUGAGUUAAUUACUAAUGCUAUUCAAGACCCUAAAGUGGCCAUACGAGAAGGGGCUGUAGAAGCACUCAGAGCAGCUUUGGUAGUGACUGCUCAAAGAGAAGUUGGUAAAGUAAGCUGGUAUAGGCAAUGUUAUGAAGAAUCUGGAAAGCUUUUGCUUGCUGACAAAGGAGAGAGAAUUAAAGACGAAAGGGUACACGCAUUCCUACUGAUACAAAAUGAAGUGCUUCGCUUGGCCAAUGCCAGUUGGGAACGGAAAUACACUUGCUUACUUGAGAGAACUGAUCCGAAACGUUCCAACGACCAAGAAAGUUUUAGUUUUAACAGGCCACUAUUUAUGUACCCUACGCCGCACAAGAAAACUAUAAAUUACCAACUUUUACAAACUUUGACACCAGAGAAAACAGUUAUUAUAGAAUCACCUGCUUGUCACCAGCUCGUUGCUGAAAAAUUUCCAUAUAUUUGCAUUGACAUCAUGCAACAGAAGUUUAAUAGAUAUAGUUAUGUUCAGCAAACGUUGCUGAAUAUUUUGCCUCGACUAGCAGCUUUUGAUAAAACUGAUUUUGUACAGAAACACUUGCCGGGAUCGAUGAAUUAUUUGUUCAAUAUGCUAAGAAGUAGAGAAAAGGAAAGAAACAUGGCGUUUAUUGCUGUUGGCCUGAUUGCCAUCGCUGUGGAAGAAGAAAUAGAGCCAUAUGUCGAUAGAAUAAUGGAACUUAUUAAAGGAGCUUUACCGAGAAGUGAGAUGACCCUAAAGAAACGGGCUACUAUUGAUCCCAGCGUUUUUAAGUGCAUUACGUUUUUGGCUUUGGCCCUAGAGAGUCAUGAAAAAAUGGAUAUCCCCAAUAUUCUGGAGCAAAUGCUUGCAACAGGAUUGUCUUCCUCACUUACAAUUUGCUUAAGGGAACUUGCUAAAAGCGUACCUAUUCAUAAGGAAAAAAUUAGUUUAGGCCUACUAAAAAUGUUAUCUCAAAUUCUACUAAACAAGCCUUUGAUCCAUCCUGGCACUCCAAGACAUUUGACUACUAAUUUAAUUCCCAUCAAUAGUUCUUCAGACAUGUACGAUACUCAAAUCAUAGUACUCGCUUUGCAUACUUUGGGAACCUUUGAUUUUGAAGGUCAGCGUCUACUGCCAUUUGUACAACGUUGUGCUAACCAUUUUCUCGUCCACGAUCAAACUGAAAUAAGAUUAGAAGCUGUUAGAACAACGUGCAGACUCCUUCGGCAUGCAAUUCGAAGCACUGUUAAAAAUCCCUCAGACACUGUAACAACAACAGUUGCGUCUGUUUUAAACAGAUUGCUAAGUGUGGGUCUAAUAGAUAUGGAGGCAAUAGUAAGAAGAGGUGUAUUGAUGUCUCUUGAUCCGACUUUUGAUCACCAUUUAGCACAAGCAGAAUCUUUAGGAGCCCUAUUUAUAGCUCUCCAAGAUGAAGUAUUUGAAAUUAGAGAAGUGGCUCUAUUCACUAUAGGUCGAUUGAGUUGCAUGAAUCCUGCUUACAUAAUGCCUAGUUUGAGGAAAGUAUUAGUACAGCUUUUAACAGAAUUAGAACAUUCUGGCAUAGGCAGGAAUAAGGAGCAAGGCGCCAGGAUGCUGGAUCAUCUUGUUGUAAGCGCUCCUAGAUUGAUCAGGCCUUAUAUGGAGCCUAUUUUAAAGGUUCUAGUACCAAAACUAAAAGAACCUGAACCUAACCCAGGAGUGAUAUUAUCAGUGUUAAUGACAAUCGGGGAUUUAGCAGAAGUAACUGGAGGCGAUUCAGAACUGCAGCAGUGGAUGCACGAAUUGAUGCAAAUUCUAUUAGACAUUCUCAGCGAUUCGUCCUCUCCUGAUAAACGAUCUGCCGCUUUGUGUACUUUAGGGCAAUUAGUCGGAGCUACAGGUCAUUUAGUCAACCCAUACAACCAAUAUCCAUUACUGCUGGAUGUGUUAAUCAAUUUUCUUAAGACUGAACAGCAGCCCGCGAUCAGGAGAGAAACGAUUAGAGUAUUAGGAUUGCUAGGUGCUUUGGAUCCCUACAAACACAAAAUAAAUCGAGGUCAGAUAGAUUACCAACCCGAAGCUCCGAUGCUUAUAGCAAUGACUGACAAAGGAGCAGGUGAGAGUGACGGCGAAUUUGGUCUCAAUUCUAGCGAAAUGUUAGUCAGCAUGAGUUCGCAUACAUUGGAGGAAUACUAUUUGGCUAUGGCUAUCGCGACCCUAAUGAAAAUUAUAAGAGAUCCCGCUUUGGCACAGCAUCACACUAUGGUCGUUCAGGCGGUGACAUUUACUUUUAAGAGUUUAGGUAUCAAGUGUGUACCGUAUAUUUCACAAGUGCUUCCAAGUUUAUUAAACGUCGUGAGAACUGCUGACGUCAAUUUUAGGGAAUUUCUAUUUCAACAGUUGGCCCAAUUGGUUGCUAUUGUUAAACAACACAUUCGUAAUUAUUUGGACGAUAUAUGCGAUUUGAUAAAAGAGUUUUGGGUACCGAACAGUUCCAUACAGAGUACCAUCAUUUUAUUAUUGGAGCAUAUUGCAAUUGCACUGGGUGCGGAAUUUAAGGUAUAUCUACCAAGAUUGAUUCCUCAGAUAUUGAGAGUUCUGAAUCAUGAUACAUCGAAAGAUAAGCAGUACACUCUAAAAUUAUUAGAAGCGAUGCAUAAAUUUGGGAAUAAUUUGGAAGAUUAUAUGCAUUUAAUAUUACCGCCUAUCGUAAAAUUAUUUGAUGCCCCUGACUGUCCAACUGCUGUGCAAAAACAGGCCUUAGAAACUAUCGACCAGUUGGCGGAAAUUUUAGAUUUUUCUGAUUUUAUUUCGAGGAUUAUCCAUCCCUUAAUGAGAACCAUCGAUAAGAACAAUUCACCUGAACUACGAGAAGCGGCUAUAGAGUGUUUGUGUACUCUUGUAAUGCAGCUGGGUCGCAAAUUCUGCAUUUUCGUGCCGAUGGUAACGAAAAUCAUGUCGAAGCACAAAAUCCAAAACAGAAAAUUCGAAAUACUUCUAUCGAAAAUUCAAACGGAAACGACAAUGGCCGACGAGACGGAUUUGGGCAUUACAAGAACCAAAACGAAGAGAAGUAGAGAAGAUACGGCAGUGACGAACGAUUCCUCGAUGAGCCAAAGACUGAAGGUAUCCGUGAAGAACUUACAGCAAGCCUGGACUCCCAGCAGAAGGGUUUCUAAGGACGACUGGUUAGAGUGGCUGCGUUGCUUGAGCUUGGAACUUCUUAAACAGUCCCCUAUUCCCGCCCUGAGAUCCUGUCUUCCAUUAGCUCAAACCUACUCUCAACUCCCUAAAGAUCUCUUUAAUGCCGCCUUCGUCAGUUGCUGGGCAGAACUGUUAGACGAUAAGCAGAAGAGUUUAAUACUCGGAUUGGAGUUAGCGCUGAAGGUGCCCAAUGUUCCGGAAAUAACUCAAACCAUCUUAAAUUUGGCCGAGUUUAUGGAGCACUGCGAUAAGGGACCGUUACCGUUGGAUCCUCAUUUAUUGGGUGAACACGCGAUGCAUUGUAGGGCGUACGCCAAGGCUCUUCACUACAAAGAAGAAGAAUUCCAACGGGCCGGAGGAAACAAUGAUAACGUUGUCGAGUCUUUGAUAUCUAUAAAUAACAAAUUGCAACAAAAAGAAGCGGCCGAAGGUCUUCUUCAAUACGUUUUAAGAAAGUCCGGCAAUGCCCUGGUAAAAGUCGGUUGGUAUGAGAAGCUUCAUAACUGGGACAAAGCCCUCGGAAUGUACGAAGAAAAACUAGAAAGUGAAGAGUUUGAUCAAGAAGCGAUUUUAGGCCAGAUGAGAUGUUUGGAGGCAUUGGGAGAGUGGUCGGGUCUUCACGAUUUGGUAGAAAUCAAGUACAAUGUGUUAUCAGAGAAUUUCAAGCAAAAAGCUUGUCGCCUAGCUGCAGCUUCAGCUUUUGGACUUCACAAUUGGUCUUCUAUGGAGCGUUACGUUAAAUGCAUUCCUCUAGAUUCUCAGGAAGGAGCUUUUUAUCGGGCCAUAUUAGCAAUUCAUAAAGAACAAUACAGGGUAGCACAAGAUUAUAUUUACACAGCUCGUGAUAUGUUAGACAAGGAAUUGACAGCCAUGGCUGGGGAAAGUUACCAAAGAGCCUAUGGAGCCAUGGUCCAAGUACAAAUACUUAGUGAACUUGAAGAAGUUAUGCAAUAUAAAUUGGUGCCUGAACGCAGGCCUACAAUAAGGGCCCUCUGGUGGCAGCGAUUGCAAGCCGGUCAAAGUUUAGUUGAGGAUUGGCAAAAAAUAAUUCAAGUUCAUUCUUUGGUGCUGGAACCUCAGGAAGAUAUACAUACCUGGUUGAAAUACGCAGCUUUGUGCAGAAAGAAUGGAUCUAUACAACUUUCUCACAAAACUUUGGUUAUGCUGUUGGGCUACGACCCAGAAGAAAACCCUCAAAUAUUAUUACCGGUUACAUCACCACAUGUGACCUUUGCUUACACCAAGCAUUUAUGGGCGACUGAUCAGAAGCCGAGGGCUUUUCAGCAGCUUGAACUGUUCUUGAAUGAAUAUACUCUGCAUACAGAGUCCAAUUUGACUCCUGAAGAAAGACAAGCUUUGCUAGCAAGGUGCUACUUAAAAUUAGGUACUUGGCAAGAAUCUUUGGAGGGUAUUACAGAAAAUUCUGUAACCAAUAUUCUAAACUGUUACCAACAGGCCACCGAAUAUGAUAAGGAUUGGUACAAAGCAUGGCAUUCCUGGGCGUAUAUGAACUUCGAAACCGUGUUAUUCUACAAAAAUAAACAAGAUACUGAGAAAGGAAAAUCAGAGAGACCAAACAAUGAUUCAGAAACUAACCUCGAUUUGAAUAAACACACUGUAUUAGCUGUACAAGGCUUUUUCAAAUCAAUCUACUUAUCUCAAGGCAGCUCCCUCCAAGACACGUUACGUCUUCUAACGCUUUGGUUCGACUAUGGACAAUCCGCUCAAGUUUCCGAGGCCAUCGCCGAAGGAAUUCGUUUGGUAGAGAAAAACACUUGGCUCCAAGUGAUUCCCCAAUUGAUAGCCCGUAUCGACACUAAUCGCCUGUUGGUCUCGAAAUUGAUCAAUCAUCUUUUAGUGGACAUAGGCAAAACUCAUCCGCAAGCUCUCGUCUAUCCUUUGACGGUGGCGACGAAAAGUAAUUCUAGUGUGAGAAGGAGCGCCGCUAAUAAAAUACUGAAAAGUAUGAGUGAACAUUCUCAUACCCUAGUCAGACAGGCGUUGAUGGCUUCAGAAGAAUUGAUCAGAGUCGCCAUUUUGUGGCACGAAAUUUGGCACGAGGGACUGGAGGAAGCAUCAAGGCUUUAUUUUGGAGAACGUAACGUCGAAGGUAUGUUACGGAUCUUGGAACCAUUACAUACAAUGAUGCAGAGGGGCCCUGCAACUUUAAAAGAAACGAGUUUCAAUCAGGCUUACGGAAGGGACUUGGCUGAUGCUCAUGAAUGGUGCCAACGAUACAAAGUAUCUGGCAGUAUUCGAGACCUGAACCAAGCUUGGGACUUGUAUUAUCACGUAUUUAGAAGGAUAUCCAGGCAAUUACCUCAAUUAACGUCAUUGGAAUUGCAAUAUGUUUCCCCAAAUUUACUGAUAUGUAAAGAUUUGGAACUAGCUGUGCCUGGAAGUUACUCACCCGGACAAAAUAUUGUUAGAAUAGAUCAUUUUAAUCCUUCUCUGGAGGUGAUAACUUCGAAACAACGCCCAAGAAAAUUAGUAAUACGAGGCAGCAAUGGCAAAGACUACAUGUUCCUUCUCAAGGGCCAUGAAGAUUUGAGACAAGAUGAGCGAGUCAUGCAGUUAUUUGGUCUAGUCAAUACACUUCUUCUGAAGGAUCCUGAUACAUUCCGAAGAAAUUUAACCAUACAGCGUUACGCCGUUAUACCUCUUAGUACUAAUUCUGGACUCAUAGGUUGGGUACCUCAUUGUGAUACUCUACACACAUUAAUUAGAGAUUAUAGAGAUAAGAAAAAGAUUCUCUUGAACAUUGAACAUCGUAUAAUGUUAAGAAUGGCAGCUGACUACGAUCAUUUGACGGUGAUGCAGAAAGUGGAAGUUUUCGAACAUGCUCUCGAACAUACUCACGGCGAUGAUUUAGCCAAGUUGUUGUGGUUAAAGAGUCCGUCCUCGGAAGUGUGGUUCGACAGGAGAACGAAUUAUAUAAGAUCUUUGGCUGUUAUGAGUAUAGUGGGAUAUAUUCUUGGAUUGGGCGAUCGGCAUCCUAGUAAUCUUAUGCUUGAUAGACUGAGUGGUAAAAUCCUCCAUAUCGACUUUGGAGACUGUUUUGAAGUAGCAAUGACUAGGGAAAAGUUCCCCGAAAAGAUCCCAUUUAGACUGACGAGAAUGCUCAUCAAUGCCAUGGAAGUAACUGGGAUAGAUGGUACAUAUCGCAGGACUUGCGAAUCGGUUAUGUCUGUGUUACAUAGGAAUAAAGAUAGUCUUAUGGCUGUGUUGGAAGCUUUUGUAUAUGAUCCUUUGUUGAAUUGGAGAUUAAUGGAUGCCACCAUGAAAAAUCGGACGAAUACCGGAGAAAUUGGGUCAUUUUCUACUGUAGGUACUUCUCAAGAUCACGAUCUUAUCGAAUCCCUUAGCUUGACGUUAAACAAGAAAAACCUCUUAGCGGACAUAGUAAGCGAAAGUUCUCAACCAGAAGGCGUCAAUAAAAAGGCAGUAUCCAUCAUCAAUAGGGUUAGAGAUAAAUUAACCGGUAAUGAUUUCAAUGCCGAUGAAUCCCUGACUGUUGAAAAGCAAGUGGAUUUGCUAAUACUGCAAGCCACCAGUAACGAAAAUUUAUGUCAGUGUUACAUUGGUUGGUGUCCUUUUUGGUAA
Messenger RNA from Psylliodes chrysocephalus, 7308 nucleotides. The record is from the annotation of a GenBank genome assembly. NCBI's taxonomy places the organism in Eukaryota, Metazoa, Arthropoda, Insecta, Coleoptera, Chrysomelidae.